AGUUGGACUGCGCAGUUAUAACUGCAAGCAUAACUGAACGUUAAUGGCGGGCUAAAUUUAGCCUAUAGCCGGGCCGGGCCGUUAGGGAGAAUCAACAAACAUUUUAAGCGAAGGUCCAGCAAGAUCAGGGCGGAAUUCUAAAUUUUUAUUAUAAAACUAAACUAUUCAAGAUUAACAAAUACUACAUGAACUGAAAAGCGGACUCGCGCCAACUUACAAAGGAAAUCAACUCUGAAAUAAUCGACCACGAGUCACCAUGCCAUGCACACAACGACAAUGAGAAAAUCUUACCAAGAAAACCAUCGAAAAUCUCUUGAUAUCGGCCUCAAAUACAAAAAAUACAAAAGGUCUAGAGGUGAGCAAUUACACCAGCCUACCUCUGGUCUGGUGGUAUCCUAGGAAAGAGAGGUCCUGGCAAAGAGGAAUUUUGCAUUGUCCGCCCUUCAACAUCAACUGUUUCGGUAACUAUCAGUUUACGUCAAAGGUUUACAGGCAAAAUGGGCGCUUUCCUUAAUACCAGCCGCUUGGGGAUGAAUGUAAACACACGAACCGUAAGAUGGUGAAUGUCGAAGUCAGAAACAUGAACAAAAGACAUAAAUGUAAACGAGGUGAAUAUUCAGUCGGCGACUGACGAGAAGUAUGCCGCUUUAGUGAACUUCAGUUUUUCCGACAUGAGUUAUUGCGAUAUUUUGUGCAAGUACACCAUCCUAGUAAUAUCGCUUCCGCCCUUCUGGGCCCGUUCUCAUGGUUAUCUAGAAUAUUCAGUGUGUUACGAUUAUAUAUAGUCGAGGCUUUGGUGACUGGCUGCUGGACCAGGGUUCAAUGUUCUCGAUGUUGGGGCCAUCCAAGGUGAAGAGGUAGAGCUGCCUGAAGGACCCACAAUCACCAAAACCGCGAAAAAAUAUAUACGUUAUAAAAAAAAAUGGAAUCAGAUCCUAGCGCCACCAUACCCAUGCCCUGGCUCCAGAAGAGCCACGGAGAAGGGGAGCCACAAGAGUUGACCCACCUAGUACAGCACCCCAACGAAUUGUCAGUGUUCGAAGACAAGAAGUUCCCGACGAACAACACGUCCUGUGGCUAUUCUGAAUGCUUAGGAAUGAACGUCCCAAGCGACCUGAAGCCUCUGGUGUCGGAGCACUGGCUGCAGUACCCACCCCCUGACCCCGUGACCUGCGUCCUCCUCGGUGUUGCCAUGACCUUUAUGACGGUGGUGGCGGUAGUUGGCAACCUGACGGUAAUCAUCGUCUACUGCAGGUGUCAGAGACUCCACACUCCCUCCAACAUAUUCGUGAUGAACCUGGCUCUGGCGGACUUGAUGAUGAUGGGGAAGACGCCCAUUUUCAUAGUCAAUUCCUUCCUGCAGAGACCCCUUCUCGGCUAUGUGGGCUGUCAAGUCUACGGUUUCGUCUCGCUGCUCUCCGGCCUGUCAGCCAUCUGGUUCCUCACGGGCAUCAGCUGGGAGAGGUACAGGGUGAUGCGGACGUCCUACAGUACCCAGGAGAUGCAUUCCAGAGUCAAGGUGAAGGCCGCCGUCACAAUCAUAUGGUUGAUGUCGACUGUGGCCGCUGCUCUUCCUCUCGUCGGAUGGAACCGCUAUGUACCUGAGGGCGUGCUUUUCGGCUGCACCUGUGACUACCUCUCCGCCGACUGGAACGACCGGUCUUUCGUCAUGAUGCUACUCUGCUUAGCCUGGGCUUUCCCUAUGAGCUUCAUUCUCUACGCUUACUCUUACAUCGCUCUCAAGGUGAAAGCGAGUUGCAACGAGAUUCGACGAAUGAACAGCUCUUCGAUCUCCUCUGCCACCUCACGAACUCAGGUAAAGAUAGAGAGCCGUGUCGUAAGGACUGUGGUAGCUCUGGUGCUCCUGUGGACAGUAUCCUGGACUCCUUAUGCUGUCAUUGUCUUACUUAAUGUCAUUGGAAAACACGCCAUAAUCACUCCAAUGGUCUCAACGAUUCCGUCAGUGCUGUGUAAAAUCUCCGCCUGUCUGAACCCAUAUAUUUAUGGGCUCUGCUUACCAUCAUUCAGAAGAGAACUGGCAAGAGCCCUGCUGGCAGGUUUAAAAGACACUAGAAAUACAGGAAACUCCAACAAGAACCUACCAGCAGAAAGUACCAUUACUCCAGAUGUUCUCCCACAGAGGCGCUGGCAUUCCUGGCAGAGAAAAUGGUUCUCGCAGUGUGAUGACAGUCCAAUUCAACAUUUUAUGCUCCCAAGUGGAGAUAUAGUUUCAGGCAAAUCAUACGAGGAAGCAAAACAGAAGUACUUGGGACAAAAAUAUUCUCCAAAAGAAUCCUCAUCCGAGUCAAGGAAUACUGCAAAAUUCAACUAUCCAUCUGUCUCACACAGGACAUCUAUGACUGCAGAGUACUCUCUCCAACAACCUCAUAAGGAAUCUCUUGAGUAUUUACAGUUAAAUGACUGGAACAGUAAGGAACAGCAGAUAGUUCACUAUUUACACACAAGUUCUUCUGAUCAUUUAAAUCAUUGUGUGAAAUCUGAGAGCAAUUGUUUGUCCACCAAGCUUAGCAGUUGCGACAGUGCAAACAAAGACCUGGAUUGGUUUGAAAGCAGCACAUCAAACCUAAAGAAGGCAGAUGAUUGUUUUGAAAUCCAAAAUUCCAGUCUCAUGAAAAUCCCAGAUAAUUCCUUUCAAACUGCACCUGGAGGUUACAACCAUAAAAUGGAAAGGGAUGAUAAAAACGGAAUCUUUACAAUCUGAUCUCUAAGAAUAUUCAUUGUCAUCAUUUUCAUCAUAUAAAACUAGCUCUUAGCAACCAUAUCAUAAACACUAGCUCUAAACAAACAUAUCAUACACUUACUAUGUAUAUUACUUACUAUAUUAUGUCAUGUUAAAAGAUAUUUUAAGAAAUUGUACAUGAAUACAAUGAAAUGUUGUGUAAAUGCAAAUAAGCAAUAUAAAGACCACUAACUCCAAGAUUAUUUUGUAUAUAUUUCACUUCUGCUUCCUGAUCCUGCUGCUUCAUUUCAAUGUCAUUUUGUUUUAUUUAUUCUUUUUUUUAGUGGGUUCUUCUCUCUGGGACUAUGCUUGAUAAUUGCCACAGGUAAACAUGCAGCAACAGAAUGACUGUUUAACUAGAUGGUAUUGGUGCUACUUCAGAAGGCACCCCAAAGCAGGACAAAGCCCACAAUGCUCACCAGAGAUCAAA
Molecule: messenger RNA, 3170 nt
Organism: Macrobrachium nipponense
Lineage: Eukaryota; Metazoa; Arthropoda; Malacostraca; Decapoda; Palaemonidae
Product: opsin, ultraviolet-sensitive-like
Exons: 12
Coding region: 923-2722 (599 amino acids)
Biological process (GO): G protein-coupled receptor signaling pathway; phototransduction; cellular response to light stimulus
Cellular component (GO): plasma membrane
Molecular function (GO): G protein-coupled photoreceptor activity
Source: RefSeq, a predicted model, not a curated record